AUGCUUGAAACGGAAGAUUCUCUUCUUUCUCCACCAUCUGAGGCUGUCUCCACUGUUCCGCUUGAUGCAUCCCUACGCACCACUCCAAUCCACCCCGAUCUUCCUGAAAUCCAAGUACCAGGAGAACCACUUCCAGCCUAUCGCUAUCAUCCAGUCACUUGUCAGCCAAUUGAUGAGCAAGAUGUGAAAGCCGAGCUGGAACAGCUGCGUCAAGAAUUCCCAACUCGUGAGAAAGCCUUGAGAGCGCAAGAACAGGCCGCUAAGGAAGUGAAAAGAAAAAUCGAGGAAACUGAGAAGAAGAGAGAACAAGUCCAGAGAGCAAUGGACAAGAAAAUCAAAGAGCGGGAUACAGAGCUUAAAGUUGUUUCCAAAUACCACCAAGCGAAGGCUGCCGACAUACCAUCUUGA
This is a messenger RNA of Penicillium odoratum, 408 nucleotides long. RefSeq lists its product as uncharacterized. The transcript has a single exon. The record is from RefSeq and is a predicted model, not a curated record. Bases 1 to 408 code for a protein of 135 amino acids. Lineage: Eukaryota; Fungi; Ascomycota; Eurotiomycetes; Eurotiales; Aspergillaceae.